Spinacia oleracea (spinach) is the source of this 4406-nucleotide messenger RNA. RefSeq lists its product as uncharacterized. Gene Ontology annotation, molecular function: sterol binding; lipid carrier activity. Gene Ontology annotation, cellular component: membrane. The record is from RefSeq and is a predicted model, not a curated record. The coding region runs from base 181 to 4014 and encodes 1277 amino acids. Lineage: Eukaryota; Viridiplantae; Streptophyta; Magnoliopsida; Caryophyllales; Amaranthaceae. The transcript has 39 exons. Gene Ontology annotation, biological process: sterol transport.
CACAUCAUAGAUACGUUUCUUGGUUUCACCUUCAUUUGACUGUGUUUGUCUCUACUGCCCCCAACAAACUUUGCCCAUUUUCAACUGAAAACAACUUCCUCUCUUUUCAUCUUCACUUUCCUCCCUUUCUCUCUCCCCAAACCAAAUCAUCAAACCAAUUGCUUAUGUGAGAAAUCAUCAAUGGCGUCAUCUUGCAGGUUUUUGGUCCCUCUACUUAUGAUCCAGGUGCUUUUUCUAGGUUCUUUGCUUAUUUUAGUGAAUGCUGAUUCUGGGUCUUCCUCGUUCUCUGAUUCAAUACUCAGGAGAAAACACUCAACAGAGUAUUGUUCCAUGUAUGAUAUUUGUGGAGAGCGCAGCGAUGGGAGAGUUUUAAAUUGUCCUGACAGUUCUCCUUCAAAAAAGCCUGAUGAUCUCUUUUCUGCGAAAAUUCAGAGUUUGUGUCCUACCAUAAGUGGGAAUGUUUGUUGUACAGAACGUCAGUUUGACACAUUGCGGUCACAAGUUCAACAAGCGAUUCCUUUACUUGUGAGUUGCCCCGCUUGCUUGAGGAACUUCUUGAAUCUUUUCUGCGAGCUUUCAUGCUCCCCAAAUCAGAGUCAAUUCAUUAAUGUUACUUCCAUCGGCAAGGUAAAUGGUAACUUGACUGUAGAUGGCAUUGCAUAUUAUGUGUCUGAAGAUUUUGGUGAAGGACUAUAUAACUCUUGUAAGGAUGUAAAAUUCGGAAGUAUGAACACAAGAGCCAUAGAUUUUGUUGGGGCUGGUGCGAAGAGUUACAAAGAAUGGUUUGCAUUCCUUGGUCAGAAGGCAGGACUGGGCAUGCCCGGAUCUCCAUACUCCAUGGAUUUUCAGACUAAGGCUCCUGAAUCAUCCGGAAUGCAGCUUAUGGAUGUGUCUACCUACUCUUGCAACGACACUUCGCUGGGCUGCUCAUGUGGUGACUGUCCUUCAUCACCUGUGUGCUCAAGUUCAGAACCUCCCCAUUCACAUACAAAGGAGUCCUGCUCAGUAAAGCUGGGUUUUUUUGAGGUGAAAUGCAUUGACUUGGCAAUGGCCAUCCUCUUUAUUGUGUUGGUUUCUGCCUUUCUUGGAUGGGGGUUCUUCUACAAAGAAACUGAAAGAACUGGUCCUGCCUCUAGUACGAAGCCUUUGUUGAGUAAAGUUGACUCCUUUGAUGAGGAAAAUGAAGAUACCCCGGACGUGAAGGAUACUGAGACAGCUCCACAGUCCCAGUCUACUGUUCAAGUAUUUAUGAUUGAUGUUUUUAGGAAGUAUGGGCUGUGGGUUGCAAGGAAUCCUACUCUUGUACUGUGCUCCUCAAUCGCUGUAGUUCUUGUUCUUUGCUUGGGUUUACUACGUUUCAAAGUUGAGACUCGACCUGAAAAGUUAUGGGUAGGUCCUGGAAGUAAGGCAGCUGAAGAGAAGCAUUUCUUCGACACUCACCUAGCUCCUUUCUAUAGGAUUGAACAGGUUAUAUUGGCAACCAUGCCAGAUCCGCAGAGUGGAAAAUCUCCCAGUAUUUUAACAGAGGAUAAUAUGCAGUUGCUUUUUGAUAUCCAGCAAAAGGUUGAUGAACUUAAAGUGAACUAUUCAGGAUCUAUGGUAUCUUUGUCUGAUAUUUGUUUAAAGCCUCUAGGGGAGGAUUGUGCCAUCCAGAGUAUCCUUCAGUAUUUCCAGAUGGAUCCUGACAAUUAUGAUGAUUAUGGAGGAAUUCAGCAUGCUUUAUAUUGCUUUCAGCACACAUCCUCCGACACAUGUUUGAGCGCUUUUAAAGGUCCCCUUGACCCAAGCACUGCCUUGGGGGGAUUUUCCGGGAAUAAUUUUUCUGAGGCUACUGCAUUUGUGGUAACUUACCCAGUCACUAAUACGGUAGCUGAGUCAAGUGACGCGAAUGAGAAGGCUGUGGAAUGGGAAAGGGCUUUCAUUAAGCUGGCCAAGGAGGAACUGUUGCCCAUGGUGCUGUCUAGCAAUCUCACUUUAUCUUUUUCUUCUGAAAGCUCAAUUGAAGAUGAACUAAAACGAGAAAGCUAUGCUGAUGUUUUAACAAUUUCAAUAAGCUAUCUUGUGAUGUUUGCUUACAUAUCACUUACACUGGGAGACAGGCCACGCUUGUCCUCGUUUUACAUUUCAUCCAAGGUUUUACUGGGUCUUUCAGGAGUUGUGGUUGUUAUAUUAUCUGUUCUUGGCUCAGUUGGUUUCUUCAGCGCCUUUGGAGUGAAGUCAACAUUAAUAAUACUGGAAGUCAUCCCCUUUCUCGUGUUGGCUGUUGGAGUUGAUAACAUGUGCAUAUUGGUACACGCUGCAAAACGCCAGCCAAUCGAAAUUUCUUUAGAAGAACGAAUAAGCAAUGCCCUUGUUGAGGUUUGUCCAUCUAUAACACUCGCCAGUUUGUCUGAGGUCUUGGCAUUUACAGUGGGAGCUUUCAUUACUAUGCCAGCAUGCCAAGUUUUCUCCAUGUUUGCAGCUUUGGCUGUCUUUCUGGACUUUCUUCUUCAACUUAGUGCCUUUGUAGCACUGAUAGUUUUGGACUUCCAGAGAGCUGAAGACUUCAGAAUUGACUGUUUUCCUUGCAUUAAAAUUUCUUCAGCUUCUGUGGGAUUAAACAGAGGGAUUGAUCAGAGAACUCCAGGUCUGCUUACUCGAUACAUGAAGGAAAUUCAUGCACCCAUUCUUUUACGCCGUGGAGUUAAAGUAGUUAUUCUUAUACUGUUUUCUGGUUUUGCUUUGGCAGGCAUUGCUUUGUGCCCCAGGAUUGAGCCAGGGUUGGAGCAACAGAUUGCUCUUCCACGUGAUUCAUAUCUGCAGGGCUAUUUUAGUAAUAUUUCAGAGCAUCUCAGAGUUGGACCUCCCCUAUAUUUUGUUGUAAAGGAUUAUAACUACAGCUCCAAAUCAAGGCAUACAAAUCAGUUGUGUUCGAUUAGCAAGUGUGACUCAAAUUCUGUUCUAAAUGAGAUAUCAAGAGCAUCUUUGACACCAGAAUCUAGCUACAUUGCUAAACCAGCAGCGUCAUGGCUUGACGAUUUUCUUGUGUGGUUAUCACCUGAAGCUUUUGGUUGUUGCCGAAAGUUUGUGAAUGAGAGUUAUUGUCCUCCUGAUGAUCAGCCUCCUUGCUGUUCACCUGAUGAAGGUCCUUGUGGUUAUGGGGGAGUUUGUGAAGAUUGUACAACAUGCUUUCGCCAUGCAGACCUGGACGGUGAUCGCCCUUCUACUACACAGUUUAGAGAAAAGCUCCCGUGGUUCCUCGAUGCGUUGCCUUCUGCUGAUUGUGCUAAGGGCGGUCAUGGAGCCUACACAACUAGUUUGGACUUGACUGGUUAUGAGAGUGGUGUUAUAAAAGCCUCUGAGUUUCGGACAUAUCACACACCAGUCAACAAACAGAGUGACUAUGUCAACGCACUGCGUGCUGCCCGUGAAUUUAGCUCAAAAAUUUCUGACUCGCUGAAGAUUGAUGUCUUUCCAUAUUCGGUCUUCUAUAUAUUUUUCGAGCAGUAUUUGGACAUUUGGACAACUGCUCUGAUCAACCUAGCUAUUGCCCUUGGUGCUGUUUUUGUCGUGUGCCUAGUCAUAACAUCCAGUUUGUGGAGUUCAGCCAUCAUUUUGCUUGUUUUAACCAUGAUUUUGGUGGAUCUCAUGGGUGUUAUGGCUAUUCUGGGUAUCCAACUGAACGCCGUAUCAGUUGUCAACCUUAUCAUGUCAGUCGGAAUUGCUGUUGAGUUCUGUGUUCAUAUAACACAUGCCUUUUCGGUCAGCCACGGUGACAGGAACCAGCGAGCAGAGGAGGCUCUAGGCACUAUGGGAGCUUCUGUUUUCAGUGGAAUCACACUGACGAAGCUGGUUGGAGUUAUCGUCCUGUGCUUUGCAAAAUCAGAAAUUUUUGUGGUUUAUUACUUUCAAAUGUACUUGGCGUUAGUUAUCAUUGGUUUCCUGCACGGACUCAUCUUUUUGCCUGUAUUGCUAAGUUUGAUCGGGCCACCACCGAGAAGCAAUGCAUGCAGACAGAGUGCUAGAAGCUCCUGAUUGAGCUGAUUGCACCUUGAGUAGCAGUUGCUCGUACUUUUCUAACCAAUCCUUGGAUUAUUUUGCUUCUAACUUUGCACAUUGUGGAUCUUCUGCUGGAUUCUUUUAUUGUCUAGUAUGAAGUGUCAACUUAGACAACUGUCUUCUUUGCACCUAACGUGCUUCCUGUAAAAGAAACUCAAUAUGGUAACUGUUGUUCCAAGAUAGAGGUUCUUAGUGCAAGUUUCAAUUACAUGUUCAAAGGGUAUAAACACAGAUCAGCCUCUCUGAUACUCGCACAUUAUUAGUGUAAAUGUUAUUAUAACAAAAACUUCUGCUGUUAUCUUUUUUUUGUGGUGAUAUACUUCAGAUGGUUCAUUAAUCUUCUUAUAAUGCGUAUAUACCUUGAUUCA